This is a messenger RNA of Lathyrus sativus (Indian pea), 291 nucleotides long. The record is from the annotation of a GenBank genome assembly. NCBI's taxonomy places the organism in Eukaryota, Viridiplantae, Streptophyta, Magnoliopsida, Fabales, Fabaceae.
AUGUUUCAAACAAAGAUCAAGUUAGAUGUGUUCUUAGCAAGUAACAUGAAAGAAGAUAUAAGUGAUUUUAAGGUCAAAGGAAGUUGGUUUGAACGAUCUUGUGUUGUUUAUGCUGGUGAUUCUCACAACAUUAUUGCACAGAUGCAUAAGAAGGACAUUGUUCAAAGUGCUGAGUAUGGGAAAGAUAAUCUCAUGGUUAGAGUGUAUCCUAAUGUUGAUUAUGCUUUCAUUGUGGGAGUAAUUUUGAUUCUUGAUGAAAUUAAUCAAGACAAAAUAAGACAACAACAAUAG